AUGCCCACCACGGGUCUCUCCAGAUCCGCCAUCACUCGGUCUACUCAGACCCCCUCAAAAAAGCCCUCCAAGUCUCCACGCAAAAAUCGCAAUCCACCCUCUCAGAAAAAGGCGAGCAACAGAGGCCCAUACGCCGAGAAAGCUUGUUAUCCGUGUCGGAAAGGGCACCGCAAGUGCAGGGAUAUCAGGACCAUAACUGGAAAGCCAGUCUGUGGCCUUUGUGCGGAUCAACAGCUGGAAUGCACUUGGCCAGACGACGGCCCUCCCACCGGCCAUGGAAGGACUUUCGACCGCUGGAACAACACCUACACCAGUAGAGAUCCCCCCCAUCCUAGCUGGGACUAUACGAGCUCUGAAGAUGAUGCCGAAGGUGGUGAUGGCGAUAGCAACUCGAUUAUCACCGGUCAAGACGAGGAGGGCUGGGGUAGUGAGCAUGCUAGCGGCAGAAACCAGGGUGUAGAUGCUCACGAAACACACCACAACAGCAUCGCCCAGCAGAUUGACAGUCAAGCCUCGCCUGCUCGCACUCAUCAUCAUUCCCCUCAAACUGUUCGCCCUCGGCCUCGCACCCAGCAAACCCCACGCGUCCCCACCAAUGGCUUACAGCUGCCGCGCUUCGGCCAACAGCAGCCCCCAGUACCAGCUGCCACUGCUUCCGCUACAGGCGACACUUCAGUCUCCGAUAGGUACCGUCAGCCCUCCAAUAGUCACCAAGCUCCCCCUCCUCAACCUAGAUAUCCUGAUCCUCUAGAGCUUUUGGUGACCGCUGCUGCCGCUGUAGAAGGAAAGCGCUCGGCCUUGGACGACGAACCUGCAGAUGCUACCCUCAUUAUCAAGAAGAUCCUCACCGCCAAGCUAUGGGAUGAUGACAAUGGCGGAGGCUGGAAGAAGAAUGUGAAGGACAUCGAUGGAGAGGUACUUUGUGUCUCACAGUUUACGCUCCUUGCCAGUUUGAAGAAGGGUGCGAAACCUGAUUUCCAUGAUUCUAUGGCAAGUUUCCGGCGCGACAAUUCCACCAUCCCCAGCAAAGCCUACUACACUUCUUUCCUGGAAGAGAUCAAAGCGGCUUACGACCCCUCAAAGAUACAAGAUGGCGAAUUUGGUGCUAUGAUGCAGGUCUCGCUGUGCAACGACGGACCUGUCACCAUCUUGCUUUCUUCUCGAGACAAACCCGCCACCAAGAGCGGAACACCCACCCCGGCUACCUCUGGCAUCAAUACACCCUUGCCAGAAGCCGGUCAGAAGAAGGUAAAGAAGCCGAAAGACAAAGGGACUGGACAUCCUAAAUUCGCGGCGGGGGCAGACAAGGAGGCGGCGAACCCGCUAGGUACUGCGGUGGGCGAGGUGAUAGAUGAGGGCAGCAGGGAGGCUGGAGCAACAAUUUCGGGUGUCAAUCAAGAAGAGGCCAACAGGGAAUGA
This is a messenger RNA of Cryptococcus amylolentus CBS 6039, 1419 nucleotides long. RefSeq names its product D-tyrosyl-tRNA(Tyr) deacylase. Gene Ontology annotation, molecular function: zinc ion binding; D-tyrosyl-tRNA(Tyr) deacylase activity; DNA-binding transcription factor activity, RNA polymerase II-specific. Gene Ontology annotation, cellular component: cytoplasm. Gene Ontology annotation, biological process: regulation of DNA-templated transcription; tRNA metabolic process. The transcript has 8 exons. Lineage: Eukaryota; Fungi; Basidiomycota; Tremellomycetes; Tremellales; Cryptococcaceae. The coding region runs from base 1 to 1419 and encodes 472 amino acids. The record is from RefSeq and is a predicted model, not a curated record.